Molecule: messenger RNA, 2244 nt
Organism: Drosophila ananassae
Lineage: Eukaryota; Metazoa; Arthropoda; Insecta; Diptera; Drosophilidae
Product: TBC1 domain family member 19
Exons: 7
Coding region: 588-2117 (509 amino acids)
Source: RefSeq, a predicted model, not a curated record
AAAGCAUUUGAUGAAGCAUAUUUUUUUGACGUGUUCAGGUAAGUUUUACUUUCGGCUGGCAAUCAACAGGAGAGGGCGAAGGAGAAGGGGCGCCAUGUCAUCAACUCGUUGGGCCAGAUGACAGAUGCCAAGAAAAAGUUGCCGCCAGUGGCUGACUGAAAACACGGCUACAUAUGCAUAUUUAUAUCGAAAGCAAUUUCACGCGCCUUUGCCUUUUCAUUCGAAACGAGAAACAUAAUGGAAUUCUCGGUUGCGAGGGGCGGCGGACUAACGAAACUAACGCGGAACUAACAGGGCCAAAACAACAAAUAUGCCUUGCAUUCCGUCGCCAAGAAGCGACGACAACCGAGGAUGCAUUUUGAACGCGACCCCACGAAAUCAAAGCAGGCGACGUCGAGUAGUUUGAUCGAUAAAAGUCAAACUCGAACUGUUAGGAGCGCCCCAACGUGGAGCUAAUCAGAACUCGCCCGAUGAGUAGUAAGUAGUAGGCAGUAGACUUCUAAACAGAACGGAAACGGCAAAGGAUACAAAGCGUUGCCUAAAAAAAUCACGGAUACGGACGGAACAAACGAAAGAAGGUUGACAUUAUGGAAGAGCUUCAGGAUGCCAGCAUCCAUCACAUGACCGCCAAGGUGAUUUCUGCCAUCAAGAACACCAAAUGCUAUGAGCCCUUGUUCAAGGAGCUGCAGCGACUGGUCUGUAAUCCCGCUGUGGAUACCCAUGACAUGCGCAACACCCUGGAGGACGCCAUCAAGGGUGCCGGCCUGGAGACGGAGAUUCGUAACAUUGUCUAUAAUCUGGUCCGCAGCCGUCUCACCAGACCCGAUGAGAAGACCCAGGCCAGCAAACAAAAUACGAAACCCACCGUUAGUGAUCCCCUUGGCUACUUGAAAAGGGCCGGAGUCCUAUGGGAUCGCAGAGUGCGAAAGAGUCUCAAUGCCAUGUGCACGGAACUAAAGGUUCCGCUGCAUGGCCAGCCCAGGAUCAGUGCCGACCGAGAGGACUUUAUGGCUAAGUGGAACGAGUUGAGCAACUACAAUAUGGAUUUGGCCAACUAUAGACCAGUGUACGCACCCAAGGACCUGUUGGAAGUGUUACUUUCCCUUAAAGGACCUGCUAAAACCACCGAACCCACAGACCACAUACCUUUAUGGGAAUUCUCACACAUAGCCCUUCCAGUAAAAAAUCUCUUCGAACUGAGGGCGCAUUAUGCCGAUCUUCUACGCAGUGAUAGUUACUUGGGUGUACCAGAUCUGACUAUUCAGUGCCAGCGUAUCCUUGAGGCCAGGCAUGCUCCGAUGUGUCAACAGUUUCUAAAGAAGGGCUGUACUCCAGCGCCCUAUCGGGGAGCCCUUUGGGCUUCUGUGUUGGACAGCAAGUUGCACGAUUAUGAUAUCGAAUACUGGCAAAAAUUGCGAAAUUCGGUGUGGACCACGGAUCACAUUGUGGACAAGCUGGUGUUCAAGGACAUUCAGCUGACCGCCUCCAACGACGACCAGUACUUUGUGUUUGAGGACGUGCUCUACCAGGUGCUGCUCUGUUUUUCCCGGGACACAGACAUCGGCGGCUGCGUGGAGUACGAAGCUUUUCCGGUCAAGGGCAAGACGUACGAGGGCCCGCCCUCUGGUGUGGUGCCAUUCCACGGCAUCUGCAUGUUCGCAGCCCCCUUCUGCUACUUGUACGACUCCCCAGUGAACCUCUACUAUACCUUCCGUGCCUUCUAUAUCCGCUACUGCCACCGCCUUACCACGAUCAACACGCAUCCGCAGGGCAUAGUCAGUUUGUGCCUGCUCUUUGAGAAGCUGCUUCAGACCUAUGAGCCACAGCUUUGGUCGCAUUUCCGAGAGCUCCAAAUCCAGCCCUUGCGUGUUGUCUUCAAGUGGCUAAUGCGCGCUUUUUCGGGGCAUCUGCCUCCCGACCAGCUGCUGAUACUUUGGGAUUUGAUCCUUGGCUUUGAUAGCCUAGAGAUCUUACCGCUCUUUGCAAUUAUAAUCCUUAGCUUCCGGAAGGAGAGCAUCAUGCAAGUGGCCUCGCUGGACAGCAUCGAAGCUAUUCUGGCGGAUCUCUCCUCCAUCAAGGUUCUGCCUUUGGUCCAGCUGGCCCUUAGCCGGGACUGAUGGAUACUCUGUUAUUUUUCGGUGGGUUUUAUCGUAGUAACAAAAUUAAAGUAUUAAAAUUGUCACAAAUGUAAAAUAUACUUCUUUAUUAAUAAAAAAAGAUCAACAUCAAAAUUGCUAAACUUUA